CACUAUGUUCACGCAGAAAGUAGAUUGUUGAAGGAUGUGAGAUAUAAAUACUUGUUCGUAGUGUUUCGUUGCACGUUUGGUCGUAAACGUAAAUCAGAAGGUCUGAAUGUGAUUAAAAAACCGUGAGGACUCUAACUAAUGUGUUACCUUUAAGGUCUAAAUUUUUAAAUUGCCAAUCGAUGUUUCGCGUAAGAUUGGAGGGUCAACAAUACGUUAUAAAAUCUUACAACAUGACUCACAACCAUCCGUGUACUAGUUCGUGGAUGGUUUGUGAUCCGUUGAGUAGACGAUUGUCAUCAGAAGAAAAAGAAAACUUGAAACCAGUUAUAUUGCACUGUCAGUCGACGGACGAAGUUAUCGAAAGUAUUAAGGAAAGAACAGGUAAGCAGGUGACCGCUGCUGAUGUCAAAAAUAUGAAAGCUGAACUCUCCACUGGUUGGACUCGGAAGCAGGUAUUGCAGAUGAUGCGACAAAACGGUCAAGUUAGAGAGCAUGCAGAAAAUGGAUCUAUUACGGCGGUAUGCUUCAGCAGUUAUGAUCAGAUACGGCUGUACAAUCAAUAUCCCGAAGUCGUGUGUAUUGAUUCUACUUAUAAAACUAAUAAUAAAAAGUGAAUAUGAUUUUCGUUUUGUUCUACUAUGUAGGUAUUCAUUAUUCCAGUUAGUGGUAACAGACAAUUGGGGUCGAGGUCGAACUGUUAUGUUUGCAUGGAC
This is a messenger RNA of Schistosoma curassoni, 713 nucleotides long. The record is from the annotation of a GenBank genome assembly. NCBI's taxonomy places the organism in Eukaryota, Metazoa, Platyhelminthes, Trematoda, Strigeidida, Schistosomatidae.